CCCUCUUCUUCCCAGGGAGAGACCUCAGCCCAAAAGCCUUAUAUCCGCCUCCACCUUCGGUGAGUUCGAGUGAUUCCUCUCAGAAGCUAAAAAAAGAUUCAAGGUUUGUUCUCCGAACUCUUAAUCUCUCUCUCCCGCUCUCUCCCUCUCUCUCUUUUAAUCCUCUCUCUGAAUCUCUCUCUGUAAUCUUCUAGUUCUUAAAAAAAAAAAGAAGUCCAAUUUUGAGGUCCUUUUUUUUGAAUAGGGAGCCAGAGGAUUCAGAACAGAGAUCCAGAGUUUUUUUUGACUUCUGGAUUUCAUCCUCUAUUUCUUUCUUUUUUUCUUCUUCUUCUUCUAGUUUUCUCUGAUUUAUCAGCAGACAGGGUUGUUUUUUCUUUACCCUUGGAGUUAUUUUGUCCUUGUUUCUUGAUCAAAAGAGGCAACCUUUUAAUUCAAGGCCUCUUGUUUUAGGUGUUUUCUCUGAUUAUCCAGUCCCCUGUUCUUUGGUUUUGUUUAAGAACCAGGUGGGACUCAGCUUAUUCCUCUCUUUUCCUUCUUAAAAAUCCCAUCCUUCCUUUCUUCUUCUGAUUUCUCCUCUUCCUUUUUUGUAUUGAAAAUCCAAUCUUUUUUUUUUCCCGCUUUUCCUCUCUGUUUUAGCUUCAAAAUUUUACUUUUUCUUUGUUCUUCUUUUAUCUUAGAUUUUAUGGCUGCAGCUAUAGAUUUGUACAGUAGCCAUCCAGUUUUCUCUUCAGACCCCUUCAGCGAGGAGCUUAUGAAAGCACUUGAACCUUUUAUCAGAGGUGCUUCCUCCUCCUCCUCCUCCUCCUCCUCUCCCUCUCCCUCUCCCUCCCAUUACUCUACCUCCACGCCUGAGACCCACCCCUCGUUCUCAUCCUCUCCCUUUCCCCCUUCUUCUACCCCUUCUCCUUCUCUCUCCACUUCUUCUUACCCCUUCUCGGCCCUUUCCUCCACCAUCUCUCCCUACUCCUCCCCACAAAAUCCAAUCUUGGAUUGCUCUUCGCCGGGCUUCCUCGGCUUGGACCCCUCCGAUGUCAGCCCCCCCGGUCCGAUCGGUCUCAACCACCUCAGCGCUGCUCAGAUUCAGCAGAUCCAAGCUCAGUUCCAAUUCCAGCAGCAGCAGAGUCUCCUCGGGGCCCGGCGAGUGUCACGGGACCAUGCCGCGCCGAGCUUCCUCGGCCCCCGGCCCCAGCCCAUGAAGCACGCCGGCUCACCACCCCCACCGCGGCCCGCAAAGCUCUACCGGGGCGUCCGGCAGCGCCACUGGGGGAAGUGGGUCGCCGAGAUCCGGCUCCCCAAGAACCGGACCCGCCUCUGGCUCGGCACCUUCGACACCGCCGAGGAGGCGGCCCUCGCCUACGACAAGGCCGCCUUCCGGCUCCGCGGCGACUUCGCCAGGCUCAAUUUCCCCCAUCUCCGCCACGAGAUCGCUCGCGCCGCCGGCGGCCCCCUCCACUCCUCCGUCGACGCCAAGCUCCACGCCAUCUGCCAGAGCCUCGCCAAUUCUCCGAAGCAGAUCAUCCCACCCCUCCGACCCACUUGCACCCUUGAGCCUGCUUCCGAAGCUGUGCUCGAUGCUGGCCGGCGACCGAGCGCGGCGAAGGGCGAGUCGGGCUCGGAGGACUACAAGUCGGAGAGCUCGUCGGAGGGUGGCGAAGACUACUCGUCCGGGUCGUCUCCGGCAUCGGAGGUGCAGCAUUUGGACUUUACCGAGGCGCCGUGGGACGAAUUGGAGAGCUUUGUGCUGCGGAAGUAUCCUUCGUGGGAGAUCGAUUGGGAUUCCAUCCUUGCCUAAUCUCAGUACUUACUGUCUCCACUGGCUGCGGCAAAUGGGAUUUUUUGACCUUUUGCUGAGCUGCUGCAGAGAUUUCAAGUAGGAAGGCUUAUGUUUUUAUAUUGUUUCAGUGUUUUGGGUGUUAGGUUUUGUAUGUGUCAAGUGGUACCAAGCCUCCUGGUUUGCUGGUUUUUAUCUUGGCAACUCCAGUGGGGGGGAGAAGUUUAUGUUGCUAUGAUGAUGACUGUAAUUGUAAUCCUUGUGUAGCUUCUGUAAUUAUUUCCAUGUAUUGUAAUGUGAAUGUGCUUUCUAGUUUGUGUAUGUGAUGUCAAUGAGAGAUGCAUGUCCAAGCUUUGCAACAA
Phoenix dactylifera (date palm) is the source of this 2133-nucleotide messenger RNA. Lineage: Eukaryota; Viridiplantae; Streptophyta; Magnoliopsida; Arecales; Arecaceae. The record is from RefSeq and is a predicted model, not a curated record.